Molecule: messenger RNA, 2843 nt
Organism: Linum trigynum
Lineage: Eukaryota; Viridiplantae; Streptophyta; Magnoliopsida; Malpighiales; Linaceae
Source: the annotation of a GenBank genome assembly
GUAAUAGUAUAGUUACACCAUAAUUUUGGAUAAUCAUCAGCUAAGUACUCAACUUGUACAGUUUUCAAUUGGUGAAUGGUAUUACGGUAAUUAAGCCAUACGAUCAUGUCGACAACACCCUAGGGAGCACCCCAGCUAAUAAUUCCCCAUUAUGACGCACCACCCCCAAAAAGAUACCAAAUAGGCAAAUAGCUAAAUUGCCGCUCAAUUUUUCUUUUCUCCUCUUGGGGAAAGCGUUUUAGUUUCAGUUUAAGUCACUGCUCAUCCGACUUUCUUCUUUUCAGAACCCAAAAUCUCACUUCCUUACUACCUGUCGACUGUCGUCGUCUCUGCAGUUUCCUUCCCCUCCUUCCACUCUGCAACAACCUACUUCUGUAAUCUCCACUUCUCCUUCCACUUGGAAGUAGGGAGACGAAGAGAGAGGGAUAUGAUUCUCUCGGCCCUGCUCACUUCAGUUGGAAUCAAUCUCGGCCUCUGUUUCUUGUUCUUCACUCUCUACUCCGUGCUCCGGAAGCAGCCGUGGAACACCGCCGUCUACGCUCCACGCCAGCUCGCGAAGCAAAGACGAAAAUCUCAGAACGGCGGCGACGAGGAGGAGGAGGAUGGUUUCUUCAACUUCGACAUGCUGUUGCCUUCCGCUGGCUGGGUGCGACGCGCGUGGCAGGUCUCCGAGGACGAAUUGCUCUGCCGCUCCGGCCUCGAUGCUGUUGUUUUCAUACGCAUUUUCGUCUUCAGCUCGAGAGUGUUCGCGAUCGGCGGAGCGAUUGGGAUUUUCGUUCUCCUUCCGGUGAACUACUUGGGGAAUCAAUUGAGUAUCGACUUCUAUGAUUUGCCGAACAAGAAUCUGGAAACUUUCAGUAUAUCGAAUGUUAAUGAUGGAUCAAACUGGUUAUGGGUUCACUUUUCGGCUGCAUACAUCUUUACUGGAGUUGUCUGCUACCUUCUUUAUUAUGAGUAUAACCACAUCUCCCUGAGAAGGAUUGCUUCUUUUCACUCAUCUCCGCCUCAGCCACAUAACUAUACGAUAGUAGUCCGUGGUAUACCGUCUUCAGGAGGAAGAAGCUUUAGUGAAGCUGUCCAGGCGUUUUUUACUGAUAAUCAUCCAUCUACAUAUCUUUCGCACGUGGUGGUUCAUCGUACGAGCAAAAUUCGAAGUCUCAUUAAAGAUGCAGAGAAACUAUACAGAACGCUUGCCCGGGUGAAAUCACAGAGUUCGCAGCAAAUAAAUAAAAGAGAUAGAUUAUUGGGCCUCUUCCGGGGAAGGGAUACUGAUGUCAGCCAUUAUGAGCAAAAGUUGGAAGAUUUGGAGAGAAAUGUGAGAACAGAACAGCAUUCUUUGACUGGGGAGUUGCCUAACACCAGCGUUGAAGUUCCAGCUGCUUUUGUGUCCUUCAAGUCGCGAUUUGGUGCUGCAGUAGCUCUUCAUAUGCAACAAGGUGCCGAUCCCACAGAGUGGCUCACAGAGGAAGCUCCUGAGCCUCGUGACAUCCAUUGGUCGUCCUUUUCUUCUUCAUUCAUGAAAAGAUGGAUUAGCAGGAUAGUUGUCGUGGUUGCGUGUGUUGCCCUCACAAUUCUCUUCCUUAUUCCAGUUGUUUUAGUGCAAGGUCUGGCUAAUCUGGAGCAGCUGGAAACUUGGUUUCCUUUCCUGAAAGGCAUUCUAGAUCUGACCAUUGUCAGCCAAAUCGUUACUGGAUAUUUACCAAGUCUCAUUCUGCAGCUGUUCCUGUAUCUGGUGCCACCUAUUAUGUUAAUGUUGUCCUCUAUGGAGGGAUAUCUUUCAUCUAGCAGCACAGAAAAAAGCGCAUGUACCAAGGUUUUGUGGUUUACAAUAUGGAACAUCUUUUUUGCAAAUGUACUAUCAGGUUCAGCUUUCUAUCAGGUGAAUAUCUUCCUUGAACCGAAGAAUAUUCCCAAAAUACUAGCUGAAGCUGUUCCAGGUCAGGCAACCUUCUUUAUCUCAUACGUCGUAACAUCUGGAUGGACGAAAUUAUCAUCUGAAAUCUCUCAGCUGACUUCUCUGCUCUGGAGUUAUGUGACUGGAGUGUUUUCCAGUAAUGACGAUGAGGAAAUUGAGGUCCCAAAGCUCCCCUACCACAGCGAAAUUCCAAGAAUCCUUUUCUUCGGACUCCUGGGCACAACAUACUUUUUCCUUGCACCAUUAAUACUUCCAUUUCUCUUGAUCUACUUCUGCAUUGGAUACAUCACCUUCCGUAACCAGCUACUAAAUGUAUAUGAACCGAAGUACGAAACUAAUGGAAGGUUUUGGCCAAUAGUACAUGGUUCCACAAUCUUCUCCUUGAUCCUGAUGCAUGUUAUUGCCAUUGGAAUAUUUGGGCUGAAGAAGCUUCCUUUAGCAUCCACUUUAACUGUGCCGCUCCCCAUUCUCACACUUCUCUUCAAUGAGUACUGCAGCAGACGAUUCGUACCCCUAUUUCAAUACUAUCCAACCGAGAGUAUCGUGAAUAAAGAUAAAGAAGACCAAAAUCGGCCGAACAUGGCUGAGUUCUACGAUAAAUUAGUUACCGCAUACUGUGAUCCAGCAUUGUUGCCAGUUCAGUAUGCCAGGAACAACAGCAGCCUCAGUUCUCCCCUUCUACAAUCACAAGUUUGAAGCCAAGUUCUUGUCAUUGUGUGCUGACGUGUAUUCUAAAGUAUCAUGCUGGGUCGAAACUCUACCCAUUGUUGUUGUAUCUUGCGUUUGGGAAAUAAGGAAGCGAUUGUGGUGUGUUAUGUUCUGUAAAUUGUAGCAUCAACUAACAUCUAUGUUCAGUCAAUGCAUCCAUUUGGUAGGCAAAGAAAUCACACUAACAAGCCAUAGAAGGAAAUAGAAAAGAACAUUCCCA